Lottia gigantea (owl limpet) is the source of this 802-nucleotide messenger RNA. RefSeq lists its product as hypothetical. NCBI's taxonomy places the organism in Eukaryota, Metazoa, Mollusca, Gastropoda, Lottiidae. The annotation marks the transcript as partial. The transcript has 6 exons. The record is from RefSeq and is a predicted model, not a curated record.
GUUUGAAUUAAGUAGAUCAGGUUGCCUGUCCAUUGAACACACUUUGAGGUCAAUCAUGGGUAGAAGAUCGUCAGGUUCAAGUAGCAGUGAAAGCUUUUCUGACAGUCAGUCACCCUCACCAGAACGUAAUGGUAAACAUGGCAACAGAUUGCCGAAAAGAUAUCGCAGAGAUUAUUCCAGAUCACGGUCGCCCCAAAGACAAAAAUAUAAAUCACCAUCGCCACGUUAUAAGAGAGAUCGACCUUCACCCAAACGAAGAUCAAGGUCACCAGCACAUUACAGGUCAAGGCCGUCUCAUCAAAGGUCAAGGUCUCCUCAAGAAAGAAGAUCAAGGUCUCCAGUAGAGUACAGGUCAUCUCAUCGAAGGUCAAGAUCUCCACCAUACAAGAAAGAAAGAUACAGAGAUCAAAGGUCAAGAUCUCCGCAAGAUAGAAGGUCAAGGUCGCCAAGAGAACCGAGUCAUUCUAAUUAUGUAUCAAGGUCUAACCAUCAUCAUUCGGCAGCGAGAGAAAAUGGCCACCAUCAGAAUCACAGUCAUCACCAUAGAGGGCAUCACCAUCAUCACCAUAGAGAUAGUCCAGAUAUCAUGGAAAUGAGAAGAAUUGAGAGAGAAAGGGUGGGAGCUCUGGGUGUACCAGAAGUUUGGGGUGCCUCACCCUCACAUCCCCAGGGGGACGAUUCAGAGUCAGAAAACGAGAAAAAGGGCAAAGAAAGUGAAUCAGAUUCUGAUGAUAGCAGCUCGGAGGAUGAUAAAAAGAAAAAAAAGAAAAAGAAAUCAAGUAAAAAACAUAAAAAGGAAAAG